Aspergillus alliaceus is the source of this 496-nucleotide messenger RNA. RefSeq lists its product as uncharacterized. The transcript has a single exon. The record is from RefSeq and is a predicted model, not a curated record. NCBI's taxonomy places the organism in Eukaryota, Fungi, Ascomycota, Eurotiomycetes, Eurotiales, Aspergillaceae. The coding region runs from base 98 to 445 and encodes 115 amino acids.
GGAAAGGAAGGAGAGAUUGGAGCGGAAUUGCGUGUGUUCCUUAGCUUUCCAUUCUUUGCGGAAUGUUUAUUUGGUGGAAUGAGUGCCAGUGAAAUGAAUGGUGAUGGUGAUGGCGGUGGCGUUUUCUCAAAAUAGAAUUGAGAUCCAUUGCACUGUGAUCGAGAUAAAUACACAGGACGGAAUUGGUCAGGAAAACUGGCUGGAAUUGAGAGGAGAUCAAAACAAGGAAUUAAAAUGGUCAAUAGGAGUUUUUUUUUUUAUUUUUUAUUUCUUUAAUUUUUUUUUACUAUUUUUUUCCCUUCUCUUUUUUAUUUUUAUUUCUGUUCUUUCUUUUUUUACUUAUUUACUUACUUAUUUAUUUAUAUAUUAUCUACCUUUAAGCAAAAAAAGAAAAGAACCCCCCUGCAGAGCUAUCAUGUACUGUACCUGUAACCUAGUCCUUUAGUGUGAACUCGGGCUGGUGACUGAUUUCUGGGGUAAUAAAUGGAAGGGGAAA